AUGAUCAUCUCAUUGAAGAUGCUGCCAGCUACCAUUUGCUCGGUGAAGGCCAUGUUGCGACCUUCUACUCUCUGCCAUUCUCGGGAGAUUUUAUUUGGCCGUGAGACCUCACUGAGGAGCUUCUCUUUCAAACGCAGUAUUCUUCCAUUGGCCAAGUAUGGUGGGCGACACACUGUGACUCUGAUUCCUGGGGAUGGCAUUGGACCUGAACUUAUGCUGCAUGUCAAGACUGUAUUCAGACAUGCACGUGUGCCUGUGGACUUUGAGGAGAUAAUGGUUAACUCCACUUCUGGUGAAGAGGACAUUCACAAUGCCAUCAUGGCAGUCAGCCGAAACCGUGUGGCUUUGAAGGGCAACAUUGAAACUGACCACAACCUGCCACCAUCUCACAAGUCCCGUAACAACAUGUUUCGCACCACUCUAGAUCUCUAUGCCAACGUCAUCCAUUUUAAAAGCCUGCCAGGCGUGGAGACCCGGCACAAGGACGUAGACAUCUUAGUUGUUCGGGAAAACACAGAGGGUGAAUACAGCAACCUAGAGCAUGAGAGUGGGAAGGGAGUGAUCGAGAGCCUCAAGAUCAUUACCAAGGCCAAGUCUUUGCGCAUUGCUGAAUAUGCCUUCCAGCUGGCCCAAGAAAUGGGACGCAAGAAAGUGACAGUGGUGCACAAGGCCAACAUCAUGAAACUGGGAGAUGGUCUUUUCCUCCAGUGUUGUAAGGAAGUAGCCUCCUGCUAUCCUCAGCUGACCUUCGAGGGCAUGACUGUGGAUAACACCACCACGCAGUUGGUAUCCUGGCCCCAGCAGUUUGAUGUCAUGGUGAUGCCCAAUCUUUAUGGCAACAUUGUCAACAAUGUCUGCAUAGGGUUGGUUGGGGGAGCAGGCCUUGUGCCUGGAGCGAACUAUGGACAUGUGUGCGCGGUGUUUGAAAUAGCGUCAAGGCAGUCGGGCAGAAAUUUAGCCAAUAAGAAUAUGGCCAACCCAACUGCCAUGCUGCUGGCAAGCUGUAUUAUGCUGGAUUACCUCAAGCUCCACUCCUAUGCCACCUCCAUUCGCACUGCAGUCUUGGCAUCCUUGGAGAACAGAAACAUUCACACUCCGGACAUUGGAGGCCAGAGUACCACAAUGGACAUCAUUCAAGAUAUAAUAAACCACAUUAGUACUGUCAGUUAA
Enhydra lutris kenyoni (northern sea otter) is the source of this 1170-nucleotide messenger RNA. RefSeq names its product isocitrate dehydrogenase [NAD] subunit gamma, mitochondrial-like. The record is from RefSeq and is a predicted model, not a curated record. Gene Ontology annotation, cellular component: mitochondrion. The coding region runs from base 1 to 1170 and encodes 389 amino acids. Gene Ontology annotation, biological process: tricarboxylic acid cycle; isocitrate metabolic process. The transcript has a single exon. NCBI's taxonomy places the organism in Eukaryota, Metazoa, Chordata, Mammalia, Carnivora, Mustelidae.